AUGUUACCGCGAGCGGGCUGGCAUCAUGCUGGUCGACGUCCCGGACAUGGGCUGACGCUGACAAGACCAUCUAAUCUAGGUUCACGAGGACCAUGGAAUAUCCCAAGACGAUAUGUUACUGGAUUACAAGCCGGUGAGGAUAAGACUGGUCACAUCAGCGCAGGUCCCAACGAAGGCAUCUUCUUCUUCAACAAUGUCUUUCCUAUCCAAAUACGUAAGGUCCUGGGGUUGCCAAUGCCGGCGAUUAUCGAUCGCCUUGUCAGUCCUAGUUUAUCUGGAACCGAUCCUAAAGCUGUCAUUGAGCGAGCGAGUGCAAAACGAAAUCUGCCGAUCACGGCCACCGAAGUGCUUCCGCGGAUGAGAGAAGGAGGCGCCUUUGUCAAAUUUACGCAUGAUGGGAGUGCACCGACUUCAGAGAUUGAGAAGAUCUUGCAAGAGUAUCUCAGGGAAGAGCCUGUGAAGCCAUGGUGGAGUCCAUGGAAGAGGAUGCGCGCGAAAAUCGUUAGAGGACGGCCAUGGGUGGAGGACUUGAUGCGUCUACCUGCUUCACGUCUGCGCGUUGAAUUCGUCUCUGGUGAACCUGGUACGCCUCCUUCGGAAGCCGUGGAGCUGAGUCAAGAGCAACUUUUCCAGUUCUUCAGGCCGUACGGCAAGCUGGGCGAUAUUGUGAUGCAGCCUCCGGACUCCAAGGUUCUUCCCAAGUUCGCGUAUCUGGAUUAUACUAGUAUCGGGAAAGCUAUUAUGGCUCGUAACUGCAUGCAUGGGUAUCUCGUCUCUGAAGCUGAGGGUGGUAGCGCCAAAGGAACAAUUCUGAGACUCAAGUAUGAGCAGAAGAUUAAGCCUCGGUAUAUUCGGGAUUGGAUCUUGAAUCAUCCGCGUAUUGUCAUCCCUAUUGUGGCUGCACUCAUUGCCGGCACAGUGGCUAUCGUUUUCGACCCCAUUCGACAAUUCUUCGUCAAGGCACAUAUUACUCGCAACUUUCACAUUGAAGACAACAAGUGGUAUCAAUGGGUCAAGGGCUAUGCUACCGACAUCAUGAGUGCAGGCCGCAAGCAUAACGAAGGCGACGGCAUGGACUACAUUUGGGAUGAUCGAAAGGAAAGCAUCGAACAGAUUCAAACUUGGCUCAUGGAGACAGCCGAAACCUUCAUCAUUGUCCAAGGUCCUCGGGGAUCCGGCAAACGCGAACUGGUGGUUGACCAAGCACUACAAGACAAGAAACUGAAGCUCAUCAUUGAUUGUAAGCCCAUCCAGGAAGCCCGAGGCGAAAGCGCAACAAUCAAUGCAGCAGCACUGUCAGUAGGAUAUAGGCCCGUCUUUAGCUGGAUGAACAGUAUCAGCGGUAUGAUCGAUAUGGCAGCGCAGGGUGCUACAGGCGUAAAGACUGGCUUUUCGGAGACACUCGACUCACAACUUAGCAAAAUCUGGAACACUACAACCCUGGCUCUGAGACAAAUAGCCCUGGAUAACCGACACAAGCACGACAAAGACGCUUAUCUUGGCGAUGACGAAUGGCUCGAAGCUCACCCAGAACGAAGGCCAAUCGUCGUGAUUGACAAUUUCUUGCAUAAGAGCCAGGAGGGCGGUAUCGUCUACGACAAGCUUGCUGAAUGGGCUGCACGCCUCACAACUACGAAUAUCGCUCACGUCAUCUUCUUGACCAACGAUGUCGCAUUCAACAAGUCACUGUCCAAAGCAAUGCCCGAUCGCAUGUUCCGUCAAAUCUCGUUGUCAGAUUGCAGUCCUGAAGUAGCCAAGCGCUAUGUAAUAAACCACUUGGAUGCUGAUGUCGAGGAUGAUCCAGCACCAAAAGACGGCUCACCUAAGAAAGUCCCAUCUGAACACCGUGGCGAUCUCGGCGAACUGGAUACCUGUAUUGAUCUUCUGGGUGGCCGACUCACUGACCUUGAGUUUCUGUCACGUCGCAUCAAGAGUGGCGAGACUCCAACCAAAGCGGUGCACGAAAUCAUUGACCAGUCAGCAUCUGAGAUUUUGAAAAUGUACAUUUUUGGCGCUGAAGAUGAGGGCGGUAACCGAAGCUGGAACGCAGAACAAGCCUGGUUCCUUAUCAAAGAGCUGGCGCAGAGAGAAUCACUACGCUACAACGAAGUUCUCAUCGACGACAUUCUCAAAACCGGCGGUGAAUCUGUUCUCCGCGCUCUCGAACAAGCUGAACUUAUCUCCAUUGUUUCCGGUGCAAAUGGCAGGCCCUCGGUCAUCAAGCCCGGAAAACCCGUGUAUCACCCCGCGUUCAAGCGUCUGACAGAAGACAAAGUACUAAAGAGCCGUUUGGAUCUGGCGAUUUUCACGCAUCUAACCAAGAUUGAAAAUGCGACAAUCGACAAGUGCGAGACGGAGCUGCUGCUGUUGAGCAAGUUGAGGAAUCAGCCUGCACAGACUGCAGGGCGGGUCAACUACUUGUUGACCAAGUUGAUGACUAGUCAGGCAAAGGUGGAGAGGUAUGAGAUGGAGAUGAAGGGGCUGAAGAAGGUGCUUGGUAAGGAGUACUAG
Pyrenophora tritici-repentis Pt-1C-BFP is the source of this 2511-nucleotide messenger RNA. Its product is annotated as RNA12 multi-domain protein. Gene Ontology annotation, cellular component: mitochondrial inner membrane. Gene Ontology annotation, molecular function: RNA binding. The record is from RefSeq and is a predicted model, not a curated record. Lineage: Eukaryota; Fungi; Ascomycota; Dothideomycetes; Pleosporales; Pleosporaceae.